This is a messenger RNA of Phyllotreta striolata, 1943 nucleotides long. The record is from the annotation of a GenBank genome assembly. Lineage: Eukaryota; Metazoa; Arthropoda; Insecta; Coleoptera; Chrysomelidae.
GAUUACUCGGUAUAUCUAUGAAACGUAGUUUUUUUUAUACAAAAAUUAUACCAAAACAACACAAAUGUCGAAAACUAAACGUCAGUGUCAACUCAACGGGUGUUUGAUAUCGAGUUUUAAGUUCGAGUUUUAGUAUGUAGAGAUAAAGAAUUUAACGAAAAAAACUGAUAGACUAACAAGAAAUCGCAAGAAAUUAUCGCAAAAUACCCGACCUCGACAUAAUUUGUACAUUUCGAAUUCAUUCACACUAGCUCCAAAUGGAUAAUGGCCACGUACGGGACUUCUCCGAAUUCUGCGAGCAACUCAACGAACUCCGAAUCAAGUUCCUCAAAUGGGACAAUUGCGAAAAAACCGUCGGCCUCUACUACCUGAUGGUGGGCCUGCCGUUCGCCAACGCCAGGUUCCUGCAGCACACCCUCGAGCAAUGCAUAAACAACGUCAACACCCGGGAGGCCCAGACGCUGGAAAAGAACGCCAACGACACCAUUUACAUCUCGAGCUUCCUACUCGAACCGCCACAAGUUGCCCUUACUUUGCUACUAACGCAUUUGCCUUUGUUGAAACCGGAUAACAAGAAAACUGCCGACUGCUACCUGAGAAUCAUCAAGCAAGUCUUGAGCGAGUUCAUCGCACCACCCGUCAAGAUUUACAAUGAUUGCGUCGAGAUCAUGUCCUAUUUGUACAUCCAUCCUGCUUUCAAUAACGAAGACAAAACCGCCUUCAAAAAUCUACUAAGACGGGUUUUGACCAAAGUGAAUCCCCAUACGUUCGUUCAUUCCUCCGCAACGGAAUCCAGCGAUGAGUCCGUAAGCCCCAAUCCCGAGUCCCAGCAAAACCUGAAGCAGAGACGCUCCAACAGCCUUACGCCGGCGCCCGACAGUUCCAUUCCCUCCCAAGACAACUGGUACUCCCAGGAGAACCUCAGCGAGCCCAUCGCGAAGCCUCGAAGCUACUCUUUAUCCAGCGAGAAAUCGUUGCUGACUAAUUUGACCAACCUGCAAUCGAGCAGGUCCGAAACGAGGCUGCAGGACUUGAAAUUAGCUAACAACUUACCGGCCAUGAAGAGCAUAACCUCUUGGUUAAAAUCAUUGAGGUUGCACAAAUACAGCUGGGUGUUUAACAAUUUAACCUACAGCCAAAUGGUUAACCUAACGGAGGACACUCUGCUGAGGAUAGGGAUCACGAAAGGGGCUAGGCAUAAGAUUUUGUUGAGUCUUAGUAAAUUGAAGGAGCGGGGAACCACGUUGACCGAAUUAGAAACGGAAGUGAUGAACGGUGGGGAUUUGAACAUCGCAUUGAAGAAGUUGAAGAGCAUUUUGCAGAGCCCUUUGCUCAUUUCGGACGGAGAAGAUUUACCUUCGCAAGUGGUUAAAGUCAUGGGAAAGGUGUGCACUCAAAUGCUAAUGCUGAGGCAACCAUCUGAUGAAUAUCUGAUGAUGUUCAACUCCUUAUGUGAAAAAGCCGAAACUGUGGACGCCUUUACGGACGAGCAGAAGAAACGGGUGGUUAUGUGGAGGAAUCAGCUGAUUAAAGACGAUAUCUUACCCGCCCCUAAUUGUAAACCUAAGAAAUCCAGCAAUCAUCAUCACCACCAUCAUCAUCAUCACAGGGUUUUCUCGGACAAGCAGAAGUUGCAAAAGGUCUGCGCUGUAGUGCAACAGAGCUACACCAAAAAGAGUUCUUCCUUCCCCAACAUGCAGCACAAUUUACAAUGGAACGCCCAUCGGCAUUCCGUAGGUAGCGUAACGUUGCAGAAUCACCUAUUCGCGGCGAAUAUGAGCAACCCCGUGAGGACGCAGAACAUCCAGAAUUACAUCAAUUUUCCGAUCGAGCAGAGCCCCAAGCAGAUCAGCUUGCCGAAGUUCAAGCAGGACAGCACCGAUAUCGAAAGUAGUUUGGAAUCGUUGUGUAUACAAAUGAUGGAGCAUGCUUUGGGACCUUAG